Molecule: messenger RNA, 189 nt
Organism: Paramecium sonneborni
Lineage: Eukaryota; Ciliophora; Oligohymenophorea; Peniculida; Parameciidae
Source: the annotation of a GenBank genome assembly
AUGCUUUAAAUUUAUUUUUAUUAUGAAGAAUGCACUGUGCUAUCAAUCAAUAUAUUUUUUUAAUAAAAUAUAGUCUAUAAAAAUCACUAUAAACCACAGAAUUCUAACAAAAAACUAUAGACAACUGAAAUGAAAUCAUCAACUUAAAUGAUUUUGCUACAAUCAUAAUUAUUGAUAUAUAUAAAUUGA